Messenger RNA from Menidia menidia (Atlantic silverside), 663 nucleotides. The record is from the annotation of a GenBank genome assembly. Lineage: Eukaryota; Metazoa; Chordata; Actinopteri; Atheriniformes; Atherinopsidae.
CUGUACAACAAUUCAACAAUGAAUCCCGAAUAUGACUAUUUAUUCAAACUGCUGCUGAUUGGUGACUCUGGUGUUGGAAAGUCUUGCCUUCUGCUCCGAUUUGCAGAUGAUACAUACACAGAAAGUUACAUUAGCACUAUUGGAGUGGACUUUAAAAUACGAACCAUAGAACUAGAUGGGAAAACCAUUAAACUUCAGAUUUGGGAUACAGCAGGACAGGAGAGAUUUCGCACAAUUACAUCCAGCUACUACAGAGGUGCACAUGGUAUCAUUGUUGUCUACGAUGUCACAGACCAGGAGUCCUUCAACAAUGUCAAGCAGUGGCUACAAGAGAUUGACCGCUAUGCCAGUGAAAAUGUCAACAAGUUGUUGGUUGGAAACAAGUGUGACCUGACUACGAAGAAAGUGGUGGAUUACACAACAGCAAAGGAGUUUGCUGACUCCCUGGGAAUACCCUUUUUGGAAACCAGUGCUAAAAACGCCACAAACGUGGAGCAGGCCUUUAUGACCAUGGCGGCUGAAAUCAAAAAGAGAAUGGGCCCGGGAGCCACGGCCGGGGGAGGGGAGAAGCCCAACGUCAAGCUCACCCCAGGCACUUCCGUCAAGACUUCAUCAGGAGGAUGCUGCUGAGAGAGAGAGUCCAAACAAUCUCCACCCCACCAC